CCCAUGUCUUGGCACGCCAGUUCGCACUCAAACCUUUGCUAGCUAGUCACGAUCGAGGCAUGAAAUAAACCCUCUCCCCACAAGUCUAUCUCAAUCAUGAAGAGCGAAUCAGACGAUAGUUUAGUGCGAGCGACAUCGCACAUGGUCAUCAACGAUGACGGGCGAAAAUCUACUGAGAUUUCAGCAGCGACUACAGAUUCAAAAGCAGAUGCUAUGGACUUUCCUAAGCCGACAUCCUCUGUCCUCGGUGACAAGAGAGUUUGGGAUAUCACGGCGAAGUUUCGCCACGUCGCAUCAACUCUACCUGUGGGGACUUUGGUAAAGGAUACAGCAUUCACCUUAUUUGAAUCGGUCGGCGCACUCGAGAUAAUGGAUCCAAAGAUGGACAGCGGAUGUCUUGCGCCUGGGGAAUCUUUGGUUGACGAAUAUGACCUUGAGCGGCCAUUGCUUCCAGAAGAAGUUAUCGGAAUUAUUGACCAGUUUCUCUGCUGCGAGAUGGCGUGGUACGAGGGUUAUCCGUUGGCACAGACGCUGUUCAGCUCACACUACAUCGACAAGCUGCUGUCCUUAGAAGCAAAGAACGUUGAUCAAAUUCACUUCUCCAAGUCUGGAAGGGAUAACGUCUGGAGUUCCCCUCUGGUCCAUUUAGUGUUAAGAGCAUACUGCAUUGCAAUGAUCAAGUGUUGUGACUACGCGUUAGAAGAAAUCAAUCGCAGCCUUGACGGUGGUGGUACUCGAUGCAAUUUCUACGAGGAAGAGGAUUUUUCGGGGCACACGUAUGGCAGAGAGCUGUUCACAAAGAUACCACUAAAACCAAUUCUCGACCUCCUUUCCUUGGCAGCGGAGUUCACAUCGACAGAAAAAGAACAUAGCGUCAACGGCCAGCAUUUAGGCUCACCAGAUCUGUACGGAGCUAUCGCAGCACGCAUCAACUUUCGAAUAACUCUCCUACGAGCAAUGUCUUUGGAAGAAGAUAUUGAAGACAAGUUUAAACUUUGGAAAGACAUGCCUGGGUUCUUAGCAGAUAUCAAGACGACACACUCUUUGGGGCUUCCUGUCAAAGAAUCCUUCAGCCCAAAGAUACAGAGAAGACUCGCAAGCACUGUACCUCCAAAGCCUAUGGUAGAAAUAAGCUUUGACGAUGCGUUGACCAAGCUUGAAAACAUGUGCAAGGACUGCGCGGAAGCCGUAAAGAUCGUUCAUUUUGGGCCACACAACGUUCAACCUUUGAAGUCUUUCCUUUGGGCUUUUAGCUCACGAAAGCCUGAGCCAUACACUUACCCUAGAGCGUGUCUUGCGGCUGCCUUAUUCAUGUGCGACGAUUCCGGCUUCCAACAAUUGCUUCGCCGAGACCUGGAGGAUAUUGUGCUUGCCGGGUCGGACGUUCUUGAUCCCAUUAACUGGACGAUUGAAGCACCACAAUCGAAAACACCGGUUUCUAACCGGAGGUUUGAAAUGGCAAAGGCAGUCAGUCAUUUUUGCGAAGUUGCUGUCCACAUGCCUGGAGGUUACAUCGAUUACUUCCGUACAUUGACUUCAAAUCGAUGCCGAGUGCGUCGUAACCUAACGCACGUUGCUGCAGCGCUGGAAGAUUUGCAGACGAUGGAAACUGAGCAUCUUGACGAAUCCUUGCGCAAGUUCAGUACGGACGAAAUUGAGUUUCCGUUAUCAUCGUGGACAUAUCUUCAGAAGCUCCGUGUUAUGGAGUGGAUAGUUCAACUUGGGUUCGAAUUAGACAUGUAUUUACCGGACGAGUUAGCCGGCAUGUACUGGUAUCUAGCCGCGCUGUCUUCGUCCCGUCAGUCGCUGAUAGAGCCUCUCUUAGCCGAAGCGGAAGCACGAGCUGCGAAAGUGAGGGCUUCGUCGCGAGAUGAAGCCUCGAAAGAAUUGAAAUUGGAGCAAAACAUCAACUUUCUGCGUUCGAUGAAAGCCGAAGCGUGCGGCACGACCGUUCUCGCUUCCUCUCUCAGUUUGAUGUAUGUUCUAUUAUCCUACCUAGGGCUUGUCCCACAAUCUGCGGUCAACUCGAAAUUCUACCAACCAGAAUUGAAGUAUGAGCUUCGGAUGAAGCCAUUUUUGACGAUCAAAUCUCCGGAGUUACCGAGUUUCCAGGAUUGGAAUUCAGCAAUACAUCCCUUUGGUCCAUACAUAGGGUCCCAGUCCAUGUUUGAGAAAUCCUGGACUCCAUCUUUGGAAAAGAUCGAAGAAGAAAUUAAGCAGGCAAAGGCCCAAUUCUCUACAGUGAAGAAGCUUGGGAUUGUUGCUGCUGGCUAUGAAGGUCUCAAUGAAAUAUGGGCAAAGAACACCUCGGCGCUGUUGCAGACCUGUAUCGCGACAGGUAUUUCUCUCUCGACACUGAAGAUGCACACAAAGGAGAGACAGUUAAAGCUUGAAAUUCCACCGCCUGGGAAUAAUCGCUAUCAUGACUGGUGGAUUGUGCCGAAAUUAACGCUAGUGGAGUAGGCUGAAGGUCUGUAGCUGUAACCUAAACUUCCAAAAACGUCCACGAGAAUUUCAAUGCCACAUAAAUAACAAUAGAACUGCAAUAUUCAACCAGCG
Messenger RNA from Verruconis gallopava, 2559 nucleotides. RefSeq lists its product as uncharacterized. Lineage: Eukaryota; Fungi; Ascomycota; Dothideomycetes; Venturiales; Sympoventuriaceae. The transcript has 7 exons. Gene Ontology annotation, cellular component: NatC complex. Gene Ontology annotation, biological process: N-terminal peptidyl-methionine acetylation. The record is from RefSeq and is a predicted model, not a curated record. The coding region runs from base 97 to 2463 and encodes 788 amino acids.